Messenger RNA from Ornithodoros turicata, 454 nucleotides. RefSeq names its product large ribosomal subunit protein eL30 (gene RpL30). Lineage: Eukaryota; Metazoa; Arthropoda; Arachnida; Ixodida; Argasidae. The coding region runs from base 70 to 408 and encodes 112 amino acids. The transcript has 5 exons. The record is from RefSeq and is a predicted model, not a curated record. Gene Ontology annotation, cellular component: cytosolic large ribosomal subunit. Gene Ontology annotation, molecular function: structural constituent of ribosome; RNA binding.
AGUAACUGAGCGGGUCUUUUUUGCCUGCAUUAGCAACGUGGUAAACGGCAGGAGACGUGUAAAUACACAAUGGUUGCCCAGAAGAAACAGAAAAAGGCUCGCGAGAGCAUCAAUUCUCGGCUGGCCCUCGUCAUGAAGUCUGGGAAAUACGUCUUAGGCCACAAGCAGACCAUCAAGACGCUCAGACAGGGCAAGGCGAAGCUGGUCAUCAUUGCAAACAACACGCCGCCCCUGAGGAAAAGUGAGAUUGAGUACUACGCUAUGUUGGCCAAGACUGGUGUGCAUCACUACACAGGCAACAACAUUGAACUGGGCACAGCCUGCGGAAAGUACUACAGGGUGUGCUGUCUGAGCAUCACCGAUCCUGGUGACUCUGACAUCAUCAGGAGCAUGCCAUCUGAACAGUAAUGAGGGGGUGUGACUGAUUAAAGUAAUUAAAAAAAAUUGUUUUUCA